UCUGCAAAUAUAGCGACCAUCGGGUCCUCGGCUGCUGCUACGCGAUAUUCGCCAGGAUUGGCACGAAGGCGUAUGCACCACCCGCUUACCGUGACACAUGCCAUGGCCCAGUCCGUCCGUCAGUGGAAUUCGAGCUUGGAAGAAAGGAGGUGGAUGCCAAGAUGGGAAAGGCCCGAAGGUCAAAGCUUCCACCGCACGGCCCGUAGACUCUUCGUUGCGAACACGCGUAGAUCUACACUCGCUGUUCCGUUCACCUGCAGCAUGCACCCCGUGGCCUUGGUGCCUGGUGGUAUCGGGGCGAGUAACCAGCGUCACCCCGAAUGUUGCCAACCUCAGCUCAGGGGAGCUCAGUGAAGCUCGAGAUGCUGCGAGUCGAUCUACCCGUGAAACUAACACGCCAGACUUGGGUAACGUGUUGGCUGACAAUGGAGAAAUCCUACACGCGCCACGGGCUUAGCGGGCAGCGGCACCACGGCAGUACACGGCCUCAGAGUUCCUUCUUGCAAGAUCUGCGAGAAACGGCGAAAGCGGGCGGCCUACCUCACGUUUAAAACUGAGUUUGCUGGUAGUGGUCGGCAGAAGAAUCGGAUCAGACCCAGAGCCAGGAUCUCAGGAGGUGCGCUGAGAACGCGGAGCCAUGCAGCAGUCAGCACUUGUGCCGAACCGGUAACGAGAUACUGAAGACCUCAUGUCCUUUACGAGUGCCACCUAGUGCCGUCGUCGGUCAGAAGUCCGUAACGAGCGGUUGAUGGGUUGGAAGUGGGGUCACGAAACUGAGUUUGCACCUUUUUGACGCCCUCCUGUUGGUGUUGGGUUCCACGCGGUUCGAUCAGAAUUAUCUAGUUCUACCGACUGUUAUCGUCACGUCGAGUAUGGCAACAACACAACACAGACAGUUCACCUGUCAAUACUCGUCGAUCUCAGCAGCUUGCUGCAGUUCCGCAGCUAACGCGCCAGUUUCGAAGUGGCGAUGGUCUUUCGUCUUUCUAACCGCUGUUCUUCUGUCCGUCACUGUGACGCCAGCAAAGUGUUCUGCGCACGAGCAACGACAACGUCGCGCCGCCUCAACCUCAAGCAGCACGAGGGAAAGGCAGACCAAGAGCGACAGCAACUUCAAGCAUUUCGCCGCCAAGAUCGUUCGCAAGCCAUACAACUUCACCGAGGACGUUGUCGUGAAGGGGAUAUCUGUGCAUGACGACAUCUACAACGAAGUAGUGUUUCUACGGCACAUUCUGAACUUUGUCGUACUGCCGGGAGAUGGCAGCGACACGCGGCCAGCAAGGACAUGCCGUGAUCUGAUGAUCGCACACCCGGGAUUCCUGGAUGGGUUUUACUACGUUGAUCCAAACGGAGGCUCAACGGCCGACAAGAUACAGGUUUACUGCAACUUCACAGGUGGAGGUUGGACAGUUCUGGAGCCAUCCGUGCGCCGCUCGCGCAUGGCAGCAUUGUCUCAGCGAGGUGUCAAGGGCUAUGACAAUUACACCUGGUACUCCACCAUGGAUAGGCAUUUCAAAGUUGACUACCCAUCGGAGAGCCAGUUGAGACUACUCCGGGCACAGAGCACACUGAGCCGGCAGCUGCUGACGUUCCGCUGCGCACGGCGGUCCGUGUUCCCGCGCACCCAGGUGUCGUCGGGCCAGGCACCCGAAGCGGUGCACCUGCGUGGCAAUGACCACUCCAUCAUUAGCACCUCGGGCGAUCGGCACGUGGAAGUGGAUGCUCGCCGGAAUGACUGCGAUGAACGAGUUGCUAAGGGUCGCACCGUACUGCAGCUGUCGGCCUAUGGCGCCGCCAUGGCACGCUUGCCUGUCCACGACUUUGCGCUGCACGACUUCAAGCCCUACAUACACAUGGCCGUCAUCAACAAGGCAACCCUGAUGUUCCUCUAAUCCCCCGGCCCGGUCUGGCUUGACUGGGCCAGGAGCAACCGUGGACUGCAGCAUAGUGUUGUGCUGCCGCCGUGAAUCAAUACCCCCCCCCCCCCCCCGCCCCGUGGCUGGACCGACUUGGAUCACACGCACGGGUGAACAUUGGCUUUCUAGGCACCAAUAUCAGCAAGGGUGGAAUCCUACACUGAACUGUACAAAUGGUCUUGAAGAUUAUGCUUUCGAUGUGCACAUACUUGUAGGAGACUAUUUUGAUAAUUUUAUAAUACAUGACAAUGUAGUAAUGUAGAGGGCACUGCUGGAAAAAGUACUUGGCAUCAAAAUGGCCUACUUUUGGUAUUAUACCAUACACGUUUUCACUCCCUCCCCACUCCGUUAUCAACCGAGCCAUCUGCCUCACAUUUAUUUAAUACCCACCCGAAUGUUGAGACAAGCCAAUCAGCUGUAUUGUCAAGAUUAGGAAAUAUACUAGCUCCAUACUCUAUGAACAAGAUGUCGCGACAUCGACGGUAAUUUGUGAAGAAGGUGGCUGUUCCAAACAUUGGAGCCAUCUUCUCCAUAACAUUUUUUAUUUUUACAAUCGGGCCACUGGCAGUGUAUACAUGGAAUUGCAACGAAUAGCUGACGUGUCUUAUGGACAUCUGCAAGCUGUG
Messenger RNA from Sycon ciliatum, 2542 nucleotides. Its product is annotated as collagen alpha-1(XI) chain-like. The transcript has 6 exons. The coding region runs from base 873 to 1892 and encodes 339 amino acids. Lineage: Eukaryota; Metazoa; Porifera; Calcarea; Leucosolenida; Sycettidae. Gene Ontology annotation, molecular function: extracellular matrix structural constituent. The record is from RefSeq and is a predicted model, not a curated record.